Messenger RNA from Rubroshorea leprosula, 1294 nucleotides. NCBI's taxonomy places the organism in Eukaryota, Viridiplantae, Streptophyta, Magnoliopsida, Malvales, Dipterocarpaceae. The record is from the annotation of a GenBank genome assembly.
AUUACCCUACUUUCUUUUAUCUAUGCUUCCUUACAAAUUAGAAAUGACUUCUAUUUUGCUUGCAUUGAUCCUUUCAUUACUCUAAUGUUUUGGAUCAGUUGAUUAUGAAAUUGUUUCUCAUAGCAAUGGCUUCUGAUUUUCUGCUUCACUCCCUUUUUUCUUUUUCUUUUUUUUUUUUGUUUUCUUUAUUAUAACAGGAUCCCAAACGCAAGGUCCAUAAACCUGUGAAAGGUGUUUUAAGACUGGAAAUUGAGAAGCACCAGACAUUUAAUGCGGAGCUGGAAAAUAUUUCAGAAAGUGCCAGCAUGACCAAUGAAUCUAUGGACCUAGGGGAUCAAGUUACUGAUGCAAUGUUCAUUAACAGCCCCAACAAUGGUUCUGAUGGGCCUCAGAGUAGCAAUUCCAAGUGGAAUCCUAAUGAUGAGAAAAAUGCAUCUGGAAAUGGAAACACUCAUGGAAAUCCGGAUCUCAAUGUUGGUGAUGUAAGCAGAAUGCCUUUCUUGCGUUUGCAUUUUCAUUUUGUAUUUUUGUUGCAUUUCAGUUGCUUAUUUGCAUGGCUGAUAGGAAACAACCAGGGAAUUUUUCUUGUGUUCUGUAAAUAUGGUUUGCCUAUUUCUUUAUUCAAUUUUGAAUGGAUAAAUGCCUCAAUUGGCUUGGAGCAAAUUUAUCUAUCUAGCAUUGUGAUGCUGACUAUAACCUUAGCACCAUGGAAUAUGCAAAGGUAUGGGAGCUUAAAUGGACUUCAACUGCUCAACCUUUCCAAUAACAUCCUCGUUGGUCCAAAUCCAGCAGCCUUGGGAAAUCUCAAAAAUCUUGAAGCUCUAGACCUUUCUCAAAAAAAGCUUGUAGGAAGCAUUCCCACGCAGCUGACCUCAUUUGAUGGGAAUUUAGGUUUGAGUGGAUUACCACUGUCAAGGAAAUGUGACAAUUCAAAGGCCUCGCCUCCACCAUUUUCCAACUCUAAAGGAAAUGAAGAUUCUGGAUUACUAGCUGAAUGAAUUUGGCUAGAAAGCAGCGGCGUUGGGUUGUGUUGUGGAUGUGGAUUCCUUGUUGGUGUGGUGAUUGGAAACAUUGUUUUUGCAAGAACAUGUGAGUGACUGAUGAGGACUUACCGAAUUAGGAUGUCAAGGAGGAAAAUGGUGAGGAGGAUCCGUUGAAGACGAAUGUUUAUCUGUUGGUGAUAGCCUUUGGCUAUGUAUUCUUUUGCUUACAUUUCUUUGUUUUUUCUUGUUUUUAUUUUGUGUGUGCGAACUGUUGUACUUUAAAGCUGCAUCAAUAAAUUGCACUUGAACUU